UAGUGUGUACCACUACUCCACUAGCAGUCUCCAUCACCACUACUAGCAGUCUCCAUCACCACCAGUAGCAGUCUCCAUCGCCACCACUAGCAGUCUCCAUCACCACUACUAGCAGUCUCCAUCACCACCAGUAGCAGUCUCCAUCGCCACCACUAGCAGUCUCCAUCACCACUACUAGCAGUCUCCAUCACCACCACUAGCAGUCUCCAUCGCCACCACUAGCAGUCUCCAUCACCAUUACUAGCAGUCUCCAUCGCCACCACUAGCAGUCUCCAUCGCCACCACUAGCAGUCACCAUCACCACCACUAGCAGUCUCCAUCGCCACCACUAGCAGUCUCCAUCGCCACCACUAGCAGUCACCAUCACCACCACUAGCAGUCUCCAUCGCCACCACUAGCAGUCACCAUCACCACCACUAGCAGUCUCCAUCGCCACCACUAGCAGUCUCCAUCGCCACCACUAGCAGUCACCAUCACCACCACUAGCAGUCUCCAUCGCCACCACUAGCAGUCACCAUCGCCACCACUAGCAGUCUCCAUCGCCACCACUAGCAGUCACCAUCGCCACCACUAGCAGUCUCCAUCACCACCACUAGCAGUCUCCAUCGCCACCACUAGCAGUCACCAUCACCACCACUAGCAGUCUCCAUCGCCACCACUAGCAGUCUCCAUCACCACCACUAGCAGUCUCCAUCACCACCACUAGCAGUCUCCAUCACCACCACUAGCAGUCUCCAUCACCACCACUAGCAGUCUCCAUCACCACCACUAGCAGUCUCCAUCACCACCACUAGCAGUCACCAUCACCACCACUAGCAGUCUCCAUCGCCACCACUAGCAGUCUCCAUCGCCACCACUAGCAGUCACCAUCACCACCACUAGCAGUCUCCAUCGCCACCACUAGCAGUCUCCAUCACCACCACUAGCAGUCUCCAUCACCACCACUAGCAGUCUCCAUCGCCACCACUAGCAGUCUCCAUCGCCACCACUAGCAGUCUCCAUCACCACCACUAGCAGUCUCCAUCAUACACAGUCUCCAUCACCAAUCUUCUUCAGCUCUUGUCCUUCAACAAGGCUGUCGUCGUAUUCCAGUAUGUCAGGUUACAGGCAACAGCCUCCUGCUCCUGCAGCGCCGUCUGCACCACACCAGUCGUAUCCACCACAGCAACCAUAUCCACAGCAACCAUAUCCACCCCAACAACCGUGUCCCCAACAACUGUAUCCCCAACAACCGUGUCCUCAACAACUGUGUCCCCAGCAACCGCAGCGUCGUGAAGGUAGGCUGGGGCUGAGACUAGGCCUGGCAGUUGUAGGCCCACCGAGGUUGUCCCUAGGCCUGGCAGUCGUGCGUCGAUGGCGUCGCCGUAAGCAUGAACACGACACACACCACCACGACCACCAUCACCACCACCACUACCACCACCACGAGGAUCAUGACCGCCAUCACACGUGGUAGUGUUGAACCAGACACCACUACCACCUGUGUCCUCAGAGGUACUGGUGCUCCACUAGUCACCACCAGGAGCAUCAUCACAGGUAGUAGUGCUCCACUAAGGCACCACCAGGAGCAUCAUCACAGGUAGUAGUGCUCCACUAGUCACCACCAGGAGCAUCAUCACAG
Cherax quadricarinatus is the source of this 1621-nucleotide messenger RNA. RefSeq lists its product as uncharacterized. Lineage: Eukaryota; Metazoa; Arthropoda; Malacostraca; Decapoda; Parastacidae. The record is from RefSeq and is a predicted model, not a curated record.